UAUUUUUAGUUUACUUACAAAAAUUUGCACUGAUUUUUUCCCAAAUUUCCCCCCUAAAACCCAAAAACGAAAAAACCCCAAAUUUCCCCCUAAAAUGGAGGCACCAAAGACGAUUCAUCUUCUUUGAUGAGAGUAGCAGUGUGAGGAAUGGGAAUUCAUCUUCUCAUUUGUUGAAACCUGAAUCUGGAGAGAUAUUGAAUUUUGGUGAGAGUAAGAGAAGUGGGAAUGGGAAUUUAUUCACAGGAAACUCUCCGUUCGCCGUGGAGAACAAGAAGAGGUCGCCUAAUUCAAGAGGGAGCAACAAAGAAGCUAUGCUUUUGUUUACUUCAGGUGUAAUUUUACCUUCAUCUGGUGUGGUGAAGAGCCUGAAAAGAGGCCUCGAAAAUGGGGGAGAAAAUCGACUAACGGAAGAGAAGAGCCUCUAAAUCAUGUUGAAGCGAAGCGUCAAAGAAGGGAGAAGCUUAACCAGAAGCUUUUUGGUGUCUGUGACCCAGUAUUUAUUUUCUUGGAUGAUUGAUUUUUAUUUUGUAGGUGUGAUUGUGUUCUAUAAAUUAGUCGUGGUUGAGGGAAUGAGCAUGAGAGCACUCAUUGCUUACAGAUUCAUCUUUGCCACUGCUUGUUUUGAUACCAGAAUAAUUCAAGAACUUAAUCUUUGGUCAACCAACAUAAACAUAGUCAAACAUGGUGGACACCAUCAUACUAGCACCAAAUAUGCUGCUGUUGGCGAUCAAGUCUUAGGCUCCUUGUUGGCUUUAGCUUCUUGCCUAGCUAUACGUGAGAGAAGGGUUUGAAAUUAUUGGAACUCUUCCUUUGUACCAAAAGGGUGUGUAUAUAUAUAUAUGUUGUGUGUAUGUGUGCAUUAUUAUAUAUAUUGGGUUUUUGUUUCUUUCAUAGUUGAUAUAUAUCUAUUUUUUUUCUUUUUGCUAAUUUUAACUCCAUUUCAGCCUCCACUGAAAAGACUCCUGACAAUGUUUUUGGGGUACCAUGUCAUCAAAACUCGAACAGACACACACAAGAAAAAGGUAAGGAAUUUGGAGGAAAGACAUGCAAAUCUUGUCAUGGACUUGGAUCAGAUGCAAUGGGUUGCAUGGAAGAGGCUUUUAGCUUUUGAGAACAUGGGAGCUUUUCUUCUUAGUGCGGGAACUAAAGGAAAACAGUAUAGUUUACCUAAUUCACGGGUAAUGAUACACCAGCCUCUUGGUGGAGCUGAAGGAGGUCAAAUUGAUAUUGAUAUUCAGCUGCUGUAGUUAUGCAAAGAGAAUGGGGCCUGCCAAUAAUAAUGAGCAUGUAGGCACUAAAUCUGCAGUUCAAAUUCGAAGCCAUGCUCAAAAGUUUUUCUCUAAGUCUCAUUGCUUUGAGUUCAUUACAAGAUUUCCUUGAUUAAGUAGAUGUAUUAUAUCUUUUAUUACCAAGGUUUACUUGAUUAAGAAAAUAAAUUGUAUUUUUUAUUACCUUGCAAUGUGUAUAGUCAUAGGCAGGUUCAACUAGUUAGUCUAUUUCUCAUAUGUAUUAUUUAUUUUAGUUUUGAUUCUAAAUUUUUAUUUUUACUUUAAUAUUUACAACAACUUGAGUUCUAACUUUUGGAUUUUAAUUGUGUUAUUAAUUUAUUA
This is a messenger RNA of Gossypium raimondii (Peruvian cotton), 1610 nucleotides long. RefSeq lists its product as uncharacterized. Lineage: Eukaryota; Viridiplantae; Streptophyta; Magnoliopsida; Malvales; Malvaceae. The transcript has 8 exons. Gene Ontology annotation, molecular function: ATP-dependent peptidase activity; serine-type endopeptidase activity; ATPase binding. The record is from RefSeq and is a predicted model, not a curated record. Gene Ontology annotation, cellular component: endopeptidase Clp complex. Gene Ontology annotation, biological process: protein quality control for misfolded or incompletely synthesized proteins. The coding region runs from base 840 to 1247 and encodes 135 amino acids.